AUGGAGGACUACGAGGAGGAAUAUGGCGAGGAUGUCUACUGCGAGCAGGAAGAAGGAAUUACAUCUGAAGAUUGCUGGACGGUGAUUUCGUCUUUCUUCGAGUCGAAAGGUUUAGUGUCGCAACAGCUCGAUUCUUUCGAUGAGUUCAUCUCCACAACGAUGCAGGAGCUGGUGGAGGAACAGGGUCAGGUUACACUCGAUCAGACACUAGCUCCUUCCGAGGAUGAAGUGGAUCCCGUUGUUUUGCGUCGUUAUGAGCUGAAAUUCGGUACGGUGAUGCUUGCACGGCCAUCGAUGACGGAGGGCGAUGGCGCCACUAGUAUUAUGUUGCCCCAGGAAGCACGGCUUAGAAACCUCACAUAUGCUAGCCCCCUCUAUCUUGGUAUUACGAAACGAGUAACUGAAGGCCGGGAACGACUUAUUUCUGAACGUGACGAUGCUGAUCAGGAUGAACAAGAUAACGAUGAGGAUAGACGGAAUAGAGGAACGUAUCUGCACUGGGAGCCCAAAGCUUUGAAUGAGGAUGAGCCGGAGGAAGAAAACGUUUUUAUUGGGAGAAUGCCAAUCAUGCUGAAGUCAAAAUAUUGUAUCCUCAAGGACCUCAAUGAGCAGGCGUUGUACAACUGGAACGAGUGUCCCUACGAUUCCGGUGGAUACUUCAUUAUCAACGGAAGUGAAAAGGUGCUAAUCGCCCAAGAACGCAGUGCUGGAAACAUUGUUCAAGUGUUUAAGAAAGCUCCUCCAAGCCCCACACCAUACGUUGCGGAAAUCCGAAGUGCCGUUGAGAAAGGAUCUAGAAUAUUGUCUCAACUGUCGAUUAAGCUUUUCGCUAAAGGAGACACCUCCAAGGGCGGUUUUGGCCCAACGAUUCGAUCAACGCUGCCCUAUAUUAAAACAGACAUUCCCAUCGUCGUCGUUUUCCGGGCUUUGGGUGUUGUGUCUGACGAGGAUAUUCUCAACCAUAUUUGCUAUGAUAGGAAUGAUACUCCAAUGUUGGAAAUGCUUAAGCCGUGUAUUGAGGAAGGCUUCGUCAUUCAAGAUCGCGAAGUGGCCCUUGACUUCAUCAGUAAACGAGGCUCUUCACCUACGAGCAUGAACCACGAGAAGCGAGUUAGAUAUGCCAGGGAUAUCAUCCAGAAGGAAUUCCUUCCCCACAUUUCGCAAAGUGAAGGAAGUGAGACGCGGAAAGCAUUCUUCUUGGGAUAUAUGGUGCAUCGGCUUCUUCAAUGUGCUCUUGGCCGUCGCGAUGUCGAUGAUCGUGACCAUUUUGGGAAAAAGAGACUGGACCUGGCUGGUCCACUGCUCGCUAACCUUUUCAGAAUCCUUUUCAUGAGGGUUACGAAAGAUCUUUACAAGUAUGUCCAGAGAUGUGUGGAAACUAACCGUCAGCUCUAUUUAAAUAUCGGUGUAAAGGCGAGCACCCUGUCUGGCGGUCUCAAGUAUGCUCUUGCCACUGGAAAUUGGGGUGAACAGAAGAAGGCAGCCAGCUCCAAAGCCGGUGUUUCGCAAGUGCUUAAUCGCUAUACAUACGCGUCUACACUUUCACAUCUUCGCCGUACUAACACACCUAUCGGUCGUGACGGCAAGAUUGCUAAACCCCGACAACUUCAUAAUACUCACUGGGGUCUUGUAUGUCCAGCUGAAACACCAGAGGGACAAGCUUGCGGUCUCGUGAAGAAUCUGGCCUUGAUGUGUUAUAUUACUGUCGGUACGCCAAGCGAACCAAUUAUCGAUUUCAUGAUCCAACGGAAUAUGGAAGUCUUGGAAGAAUUUGAGCCCCAAGUGUCGCCAAACGCCACAAAAGUCUUCGUCAAUGGUGUCUGGGUGGGAGUUCACAGAGAUCCUUCUCACUUAGUGAGCACCGUUCAGUCACUGAGACGACGUAACAUGAUUUCCCACGAAGUCAGUUUGGUGCGAGACAUUCGAGACCGAGAAUUCAAAAUUUUCACAGAUGCUGGACGCGUGUGUCGACCUCUGUUUGUCGUAGAGAAUGAUCCUAAGAGCGAAAACUGUGGCUCGCUGGUACUAUCUAAGGAACACAUUCACAAACUGGAAGCUGAUAAAGAAAUUCCAGCAGAUUUGGAUCCCGAAGAACGCAGGGAACGGUACUUUGGAUGGGAUGGCCUUGUUAAAUCUGGUGUUGUUGAAUAUGUAGAUGCCGAGGAGGAAGAGACUAUUAUGAUUGUUAUGACACCCGAGGAUCUGGAGAUGUCGAAACAAGUUCAAGCUGGAUAUAACCUUCCGGAAGAAGAUCAUACCGAUAGGAAUCGGCGUGUCCGAUCAAAUCUUAGCCAGAAGGCGCAUACCUGGACUCAUUGCGAAAUCCACCCCAGUAUGAUUCUAGGUAUCUGCGCAAGCAUCAUUCCGUUCCCUGACCACAACCAGUCUCCUCGUAACACAUACCAGUCGGCUAUGGGUAAACAAGCGAUGGGUGUCUUUCUAACGAAUUUCGAUCAACGCAUGGAAACGAUGGCAAACAUCUUGUACUAUCCACAGAAGCCCCUUGCUACAACACGGUCCAUGGAGUUCCUCAAAUUCCGCGAGCUUCCUGCUGGGCAGAAUGCUAUAGUGGCAAUUGCUUGCUACUCCGGAUACAACCAGGAAGAUUCCGUCAUCAUGAACCAGAGCAGUAUUGAUCGUGGUCUUUUCCGAAGUCUUUUCUACCGAACUUACACCGACUCUGAGAAAAUGGUUGGUAUGACUGUUGUUGAAAGAUUUGAGAAGCCGAUGAGAUCCGACACUCUUCGGAUGAAACACGGUACUUAUGAUAAAGUCGAUGAUGAUGGCAUUGUUGCUCCCGGUGUUCGUGUUUCCGGCGAGGAUAUCAUCAUUGGUAAAACAGCUCCUCUUGCACCGGAUGCAGAAGAACUGGGACAGAGAACUAAACAACAUACCAAAGUUGACGUCUCUACUCCUCUGCGUAGUACCGAGAGCGGUAUUGUUGACCAGGUCUUGAUUUCUACGAGCAACGAUGAUCUCAAAUUCGUUAAAGUUCGGACGCGAACGACAAAGAUUCCUCAAAUCGGGGACAAGUUUGCGUCCCGUCACGGUCAAAAGGGCACCAUUGGCAUUACAUACAGACAGGAAGAUAUGCCCUUCACGCGUGAAGGAAUCACACCAGAUAUAAUCAUUAAUCCUCACGCCAUUCCAUCUCGAAUGACAAUUGCCCAUUUGAUCGAGUGUCAACUCAGUAAAGUUUCGUCACUACGUGGCUUUGAAGGCGAUGCAACUCCCUUCACCGACGUGACAGUAGACUCCAUCUCCGGUUUGCUCCGUGAACAUGGAUACCAGUCCCGCGGCUUCGAGGUUAUGUACAAUGGCCACACAGGCCGAAAGCUAGUUGCGCAAAUUUUCCUCGGCCCAACUUAUUACCAACGGCUGCGACAUAUGGUGGACGACAAGAUCCAUGCUCGCGCACGUGGUCCAACCCAGAUUCUUACCCGCCAGCCUGUGGAAGGUCGUGCUCGAGAUGGGGGCCUUCGAUUUGGAGAGAUGGAACGCGAUUGCAUGAUUGCUCAUGGCGCCAGUGCGUUCCUGAAAGAACGAUUGUUUGAUGUCUCUGAUCCUUUCCGUGUCCACAUAUGUGAUAUCUGUGGGUUGAUGACACCCAUUGCGAAACUCAAGAAGGGAGACUUUGAAUGCCGGGCAUGUAAAAAUAAGAACAAAAUUUCCCAAGUUCACAUUCCAUAUGCUGCCAAGCUUUUGUUCCAAGAGCUGAUGUCGAUGAAUAUCGCUGCACGGAUGUUUACGAAGAGGUCCGGAGUGUCAUUGCGUUAG
Messenger RNA from Paracoccidioides brasiliensis Pb18, 3777 nucleotides. RefSeq names its product DNA-directed RNA polymerase II subunit RPB2. Gene Ontology annotation, cellular component: RNA polymerase II, core complex. The transcript is spliced from 2 exons. The record is from RefSeq and is a predicted model, not a curated record. Gene Ontology annotation, biological process: DNA-templated transcription. Gene Ontology annotation, molecular function: DNA-directed RNA polymerase activity; DNA binding; ribonucleoside binding. Bases 1 to 3777 code for a protein of 1258 amino acids.